Messenger RNA from Triplophysa dalaica, 3768 nucleotides. It is a transcript of the gene ccnf, whose product is annotated as cyclin F. Bases 191 to 2518 code for a protein of 775 amino acids. The transcript has 17 exons. Gene Ontology annotation, biological process: mitotic cell cycle phase transition; regulation of cyclin-dependent protein serine/threonine kinase activity. Gene Ontology annotation, molecular function: cyclin-dependent protein serine/threonine kinase regulator activity; protein binding. Gene Ontology annotation, cellular component: nucleus; centrosome; cyclin-dependent protein kinase holoenzyme complex. NCBI's taxonomy places the organism in Eukaryota, Metazoa, Chordata, Actinopteri, Cypriniformes, Nemacheilidae. The record is from RefSeq and is a predicted model, not a curated record.
GUUGCAUGGUUGAAUCUGAGGAGGGUUGUGUUUUAAACAGUUCAACACUAUUAGUUAACAGGAACUUAAUAAGUUAGCCCGCAAAAUAUAUCAUAGUAACACUCUUAUCAAAUAUUAUCGAAUUUAAUCAUCUAUUUAGUUUACUGUUCAUAUCAUCGCUUCAAACAGACUUCUCUGAGCUUCCAUUGAAAUGAAAGAGGGCGCGCUCCACUGCCGAUGUGCCAAAUGUUUCUCCAUCCCUGUGCGGAAGCGGGUUCGAAAGCGGGCGUCUGCCGUGACGCUGCUGUCUCUUCCAGAAGAGCUGCUGCUGUCCAUUCUUCAGUGCCUCUCUGCUGAAGAUCUGCUCGCCGUCAGAGCUGUACAUUCUCAUCUUCGCGAUAUCAUCGAUAGUAACUCGAGCGUCUGGGCGCGAGUGAGCUUCAAGGACCGCUGGCCGGCCCUUGAUACUAUUUGGCUUUUUGAGCGAGCUGCAGAGAAAGGAAACUUCGAGGCUGCUGUGAAACUAGGAAUUGCGUAUUUGUACAAUGAAGGACCGUCACUUUGUGAAGACGGUCGAGCUGAUCUGUGUGGCCGGAGGGCAUCCCGGUUCUUCAGCCUGGCCGAGAGUCUCAGGUCUCCCAUGUCGGACCCUUUUGUCUGGGUCUUCAUCCGCCCGCCGUGGUCCAUGUCAGGGGGCUGCUGUAAGGCCGUGGUGUUCGACCGCCUCAAAGAGGAAUGUGACACCAACCCGGGCCAAAAGGGAAUGUUGCUGCACUGCCUGGCUAGAGUCCUUCAGCUGUUUGAUGAUGAGGAGAAGCGUGCUGAGGCCGGGGCCAUGCUGGAGGAGUCCGCGCGUUGCGGUAACGUGCACAGUUCGUAUCUGCUGUGGGAACUGAACCGAGAAGCGUCGACGGCCGACCCCGGCAGGUAUCUUCAGUGUGUGCGGAAACUCCGAGACUAUGCUGCCAAAGGAUGCUGGCAAGCUCAGCUGUCGUUUGCUAAAUCGUGUGGCACGGCGAACCCUCUGGGCCUGGAGCCUCGUGCUUGUGCUGAACUCGUGUCCCAGUUCUUCAACUCCGGACUGGCACCUCCAUCACAAUCUCAACUUUUGCAGGGGAAGGACAUCACCACAAAGAGGUAUAUUCUGGUGGACUGGUUAGUUGAGGUGGCAACAAUGAAGGACUUCUCCAGUCAGGUUCUUCAUUUGACCGUCGGGUGUGUUGACCGCUAUCUGGCUCUGCGCACAGUGCCAAAGGCCCAACUUCAGCUGCUAGGUAUCGCCUGCAUGGUCAUCAGCACUCGAUAUAUCAGUAAAGAGAUUCUGACCAUCCGCGAGGCCGUGUGGCUUACCGAUAACACGUACCAGUAUGAAGAUUUGGUGCGGAUGAUGGGAGAGGUCAUCGCUGUGCUAGACGGAAAGAUACAGACUCCUAGAGUACUGGAUUAUGGGACGGUGUUGCUCUCGCUGCUGCCUGUAGAGCGGCGCUCUUCUCAUCUCUACAGCUACAUCUGUGAACUCUCUCUCCUCUGCUCUCCUCUCACACUCCCUGGUCCGGCCCGACUCGCCAGCGCCAUCCUGCUGCUCACCAGAGCACUACACAACUACGUUCCUGUGUGGCCUGUCCAGCUGGAGGAGAACACGGGUUUCUCCAAAAAUGAUCUGGUCUCAUGUGCUUUAUCCCUUUACAUCAAGUGCUUCGGUCAAGAGGUGCCCAAAGACUACAGACACACGUCUCUGACCGGUGUCAAGCAGAGGUUUGAAGACGACUUGUACCACCAGAUCAGCAAAGACGCAGUGAUGGGUUUCAAAGAGCUCUGUCAGGUGUUUGAGGUCCCAGAGGUAGAGCCGCAGGUGGAUGUUCCUGCCGCUAGCAGCCAGCUGACAGAAUUUCACACAUUUCUCUCCUCUCCUGCCAGUAACAGCAAGAGGAGGAGAGAGGAUGACAUGCAGGCACACAGAGGCAGCUUCCUGGCCACGCCCACCGCUGAGCUGUCCAGUCAGGAGGAGAUGCUGCUGGGGGACAUCCUCGACUGGAGCUUGGACACUUCCUUGUCCGGCUAUGAAGGUGACCGGGAGAGCGAGGGAGAGAAGGAUGGAGAAUUGUCAGUCAUGGAGGUGCAGAUGGAGGUGCCCGUUGAGACCGCUGACAGACGGCAUCAUUGUUGCGAGCUCUCUAGUGACGACAGCCUUUGUGAAGAAAAUAACAAUGAAGAGGCAACACAUGGCGGCAGCAGUCGCAGCAGACCCUGGCUACGGCACCUGUCCUCCUCCUCCUGUUCAUCAUGUCCCGUUUGUACUGACCUCCACAGCUCCGGCUACUCCUCCAUCCAAAGCGCCCCCAGCCCAUCCAUCUCCGCCUCUUUGGUUCCCCACCCCCUCUCGCCGUCUGCCCAGCCCCACAGUUCUACCUCCACCGGCUUCAGUCUGCUUCUGCCACCCUCACAGCGGACCCGCCGACAGGUGAAGCGGAAAAACACGGCCGCGCACAGCGGGGGGGAACUCGAGGACGCUGACGAGGUGGCUUUCCUCAGCUUAUAGAAGUCGGCGAGCCAACUUUGACUGACAGCUGAUAAGGAAGCUGUUGUGCCGCAACGCAACACUUCCAGGGCUCCUUCCAGGUGCACUUUUCUCCUCGGGUGCUGAUAUUCUUUAUCUCAGAGGAACACCGGCGAGGAUUUCGCCAUCGGCGGUCGAGAUGUCCUUUUGUGAGCUUUAAAUAUAAAGCUUUGAUAGAAGUACAACCAUCGCUUUUCUCCCAUAAUGCAUUUCUCUUGCCCCUACGGUGGGCACACUUUCUCUCAGAAUGUUGCUGUUGACACGCAACGUGUGCAAAUCCUCAAAUGUGUUACAAAUCACUGGAGCUGUCAUUGUUUUGACUAGGUUGUGUUCUUUUUAAACAUUUCACAAAUACUCGGAAAGUAUGACUGUUUACAACAAUCUAUGCCCAGUUACCAGAGAAGCAAGGGCAAUUUCAUACGUUUGAUAUAUUGUUUUUCGCUCUUGGAGAUGAUUUCCUUGAAUAUUUUUUUUACAAAGGUUCAUGCAGCUAUGGAGACAACAAGCUCCACUUCAAUUCAUGAAGGUGUUCCACACAAUAUGCACUGUCCAAUCAGAAAAGGUUUGUUUACGCUGUCAUUUCAGGGCAUGGAUACAUUUUCUCUUGUAUAUUAUUUAUCGUAAACUGGACCCAAGUACUCCAGUAUUUUUGUAUUUGCUUUGUUGUGUUUAUGCCAAAGUUUGUUUUUGUUCUUGCUAGCAUAGCUAGCACUUGCCGUAGGUGCCAGUGGCCACGCGUCCAUUAUCUCCUCGUUUCUGCAAACAUCUCGCUGUUUUGCAAUACCACUGUCUGACCUGUGAAACCGAUACAGUAAAUCUGUAUGAAUUUUCUUUUAACUUUUUAAAACAGAUCCAAUGCAACAGCUGACGAAUGUGAUCCUAUGACGUGCUUUUUCGGAGCACUUUCAUGACCCGAUGCUGGAAAGCAUAAAUGAUGCUUUGUUUUAAUAUGCUUGAACAAUCAACCAUACGUAUAUUUGUGUCAGUGUUAAACAAGUGUUAAUCCUGGUAUUAUCGGUGCACAAUACUUGCGUUUGAGGUUAUGACACUAAAAGCAUUAAGUUAUUAUUUCAGGUCUUGUUGGUACUGUAUAUCGAACAUCACUAAGGACUGCGACUGUAAAUAUUCUGUUCAUAACUGUAAAUAAAUAAAUGUAUGAAACUGUGAAAGGCCGUGUGAACUUGAAAAAGAAUGCAUGUUAUAUACUGAAAGCCGAAAUAAAUCAAUGCAGU